AUGCGGAGUAGCUUCCUGAUCCUGACCUUCCUGGGAGCUUUGGCUCUAGGAGCUCCUGUUCCUACCGUUGAGGAAACCAACUCGGCUUCUACAGUGAACGUUGCAGACGGUUUCAAGUUGAAGGUCCGACGAGGCAUCGAAGAGCCCGCUAAUAUCGAGAUUGCGGAUGGUUUCAAGAAUUCUCGUCGCGGAGAGGAUGAGGCGGCCGAAGUUGACGUGGCAGACGGUUUCAAGAAGUCUCGCCGUGGGGAGGAUGAGACAGCUAGUGUUGAUGUGGCCGACGGCUUUAAGAAGUCUCGCCGUGGGGAGGACGCACAGCCAGCUAGUGUUGAUGUUGCAGACGGUUUCUAA
This is a messenger RNA of Penicillium verhagenii, 351 nucleotides long. RefSeq lists its product as uncharacterized. NCBI's taxonomy places the organism in Eukaryota, Fungi, Ascomycota, Eurotiomycetes, Eurotiales, Aspergillaceae. The record is from RefSeq and is a predicted model, not a curated record. The coding region runs from base 1 to 351 and encodes 116 amino acids. The transcript is spliced from 2 exons.